AUGGUGCCCCUCCCAGCCGUUGAGAGGUCCAUCAACAAGCGUUUCCAGAACGUGAGGGGCCUGAAACUGCGCGUGGCUGGCCAGGAGCUGGCCGUACUUAAGAGCAUCCCAUUCAUCACCCACAUCGACUUCACGUCCUGCCCAAAGAUCACGGACGCAUGCCUGGAGUCCCUGGCCCCCCUCACGGGCCUGACGAGGCUGGACUUCAACAACAAUGGCCGCAUAACGGAUGAGGGGCUGGGUGCCGUGGCCAGGAUCACCACCCUGAAGCGACUGACGCUGAGCAACUGCCCGCGUGUGUCCGAUGCCGGCCUGGCCCACCUGAGCACUCUCCAGUCGCUCGAGAGGCUGGACGUGUGCCAGAACAAGUCGGUGACUGAUGCCGGGGUGGCCGCUCUGGCGUCCUUGACCUCCCUGGCUGCCCUGGACCUCAAGGAGUGUGCCCAGGUUACUGGCACAGGCUUUGGUGCCCUGGGGUCUCUCAUGGGCCUCAAGCGCCUGUCGCUGCUGAAAUGCAGCGCUGUGACCGAUGCCGGCGUGGCCUGCCUAGCAAACUUCCCCUCCCUGCAGCACCUGGACGUUGGGGAGUGUGUGAAUCUGACAGAUGUGGGUUUGGAGGCCGUGGGGCAGCUCACCAACCUGGAGCACCUCGUCUUGCGCAAGUGCGCCAAGGUGUCGGGGCCAGGGCUGGCUUCCCUCAGCUCGCUCUCAAAGCUGAGGUACCUGGAUCUGAGCUACUGUGAUGGGGUGGAGGCCAGGGUCCUCGACUUCUUGGCCACCCUGUCUUCCCUUCAGCACCUGGACCUGAGCCGUUGCGACAAGGUGUCCAAUGAAGGCCUGAGGGCUUUGGGGCGCCUGACAGGCCUCAAGGACCUCUGUGUCAGCCACUGCUACAAAGUGGGCGACGAGGGGCUGGCCCACCUUGCGUGCCUCAAGGCCCUGCGGAGAAUGGAGCUGGUGUGCUGCUACAAGGUGACCGACAGCGGUAUGGCGUCCCUAGCAAGUAUGCCCGCCCUGGGGCGCCUCAACCUCAGCCUCUGCAGGAAGAUCACGGACGAUGGGGUGGCGCACCUGCGGUGUCUGCAGCGGCUGGAGCACCUGGAGCUGACUGGGUGCGAGAAGGUUACCCAUGAAGGGGUUAGGGUGCUGUCGGAAAUGAAAUCGCUGCUGGUGCUGAAGAUCAGGAACGAGGAGUGCGGUGGGGGCGGCGAAGAUGGCGCUGCACGCCUGGGCGACGUGACAAAUUUGCAGGGCCUGGCAGGGUUCAAUAAAUUGGGUGUGGCCCCAGGCCCCAGCGUGCAGAGGCUCAUGUCGUGGUCCUCGCUGGAAAGCAUGGAGUCUGGGGUGCGCCCCACCUGCCUCUAUGGCUGA
Molecule: messenger RNA, 1371 nt
Organism: Ostreobium quekettii
Lineage: Eukaryota; Viridiplantae; Chlorophyta; Ulvophyceae; Bryopsidales; Ostreobiaceae
Source: the annotation of a GenBank genome assembly